AUGGCCUAUACGGUCAUCAACCUCAGUCGACGUGAGCCCUACCUACCCACUUUGGGCCCCCCGAGCGCAACCCCACACCGCUGAAACGGACCUCUUUCCUACUGGUCACUACGGACUGCGCAGCAUCCCAUCCCAAUUAUCACACUUUUGCACACCGACUGAGCAACGGCUGGAUCUUAGGUUGGAAGAUUGUACGCGUCGCACCUUUACACUCUGGGCAAGCGAAAAUCCUGACCGAUCCCCCAUCGUACACGCGCGCAGGACAACUCGGACCACCAAUGGUACAAGUUCCGCACGAACCUACCCCUCCUGACGGGCGUCAUGCUCAUCUGGCUCGCGCUCUCCACCACGUACAACCUCAUCGCUCGUCUCGCUACGCCUUCCCCCACCGACUCUCCCUCCCCCACCCCGGCAUCCGAAGCCCGUUCCCACCCUGCCUCCUCGACAUCUCUCCCCCCACGAGUCCCCUUUAUCAUCUUUUUCGCCCUCAUCCUCCUUUUUGGUCUGCACGGUAUGAGUCUCCCCAAGAUGUUGAUCAUCCUCUGGUUCAACUACCGCAUCGCCAGACUCGCAACUUCGCCGACCCUGUCCAAAUCGGUCCCUUGGUUGACUUGGGCCUUCAAUUUGGCCAUCUUAUUCUCGAACGAAGUGAAUGAAGGCUAUCAAUGGGCGAAUCUGUCUCCAAGCUUGCAACACUGGGUGCGUAGAUGGACGUUCGGUGGCUCGGACAGUCGGGUUUCGAGACCCUCAAGCUCAUAUCUUUGAUCAUCAGGACCAAGCCAAAUGGGCCCAGGGUAUCUUGCCCCGCUGGCACAUCAACUGGAACAUAACGAUGCUGCGUCUGAUCUCCUUCAAUAUGGACUACUACUGGGCCGCGAACGUUGCUUCGGGAGAAGCGCAGACGAUCCGAUCGACGCAAGAGGAGAAACUCGAACUGUUGACGCAGAAACUGUCGGCCCCGCCUUUGAACGAUCGGACUCGAGUCACGAAAUCGCACCCGCUUUCCGAUUAUUCAUUCACGACCUACCUCGCCUAUGCUUUUUACCCUCCCUUGUACUUGGCAGGUCCGAUCCUGACCUACAACUCGUUCGUUUCGCAACUCUACCACCCCCCAGCACCAUCUCCAAGAAGAUGCUCCUUGGGUAUACGGUGAGGUUCGUCGCGUGUUUGUUGACGAUGGAGUUGGUGUUGCAUUCGAUGUACGUGGUGGCGAUCAAGGAUGAGGCGAGGAGUGGGGCUUGGUCCGGCGAGAGUCCGUUCGAGUUGAGCAUGAUUGGGUUUUGGAAUCUGAUUGUCGUUUGGUUGAAGGUGAGGGGUAGCUCGUCCAGACCGGGUCAGAGUACAGCCAAUUUCAGCUGACACUUUCGCCGUGCCUUUCCCCUUCUCUCAGCUCUUGAUCCCCUGGCGCUUCUUUCGCCUGUGGGCUUUGCUGGACUCGAUCGACCCCCCGGAAAACAUGGUACGUUGCAUGGCCAACAACUACUCGACCCUCGGUUUUUGGCGAUCGUGGCACCGUUCCUACAACCUGUGGUGCAUCCGGUACCUCUACGUACCCAUCGGAGGAGCGAAAAGGGCCUUGGUCGCAACGUUGACGGUGUUCACUUUCGUGGCGCUGUGGCAUGAUCUGAGCUUGAAGUUGUUGACGUGGGGUUGGGUCAUCACCGUUUUCGUCUUACCGGAGAUGGUGGGGAUGAAGGUCUUGCCCGCUCAAAAGGUGAGUAAGGAUCGGUUCGUUUAGGGGCGUUUGAAAAUCAACUUUUUUUUUUUUGGCUGAUUCCUAGAAUCGUUUCCUCCCCCCUCUUCCCUUCCAGUAUUCGCAUCACCCAUGGUACCGCCACGUCUGCGCCCUCGGUGGGGUCCUCAACGUGCACAUGAUGAUGACCGCCAACCUGAUCGGAUUCGCGAUCGGGACCGAAGGGAUGCAGUACAUGUGGUCGCGCAUGGUCGAAAGUUGGCAAGGGGUGAGGUUCAUCACCCUCGCGAGUGCGUGCUUGUUCGUGGCCGUGCAGGUGAUGUUUGAGUACCGAGAGGAAGAGGGGAGAAGAGGGGUCAGGAGAAGGUGCUAA
Messenger RNA from Microbotryum saponariae, 2066 nucleotides. The record is from the annotation of a GenBank genome assembly. NCBI's taxonomy places the organism in Eukaryota, Fungi, Basidiomycota, Microbotryomycetes, Microbotryales, Microbotryaceae.